Messenger RNA from Ylistrum balloti, 732 nucleotides. RefSeq lists its product as uncharacterized. The transcript has 4 exons. The coding region runs from base 1 to 732 and encodes 243 amino acids. NCBI's taxonomy places the organism in Eukaryota, Metazoa, Mollusca, Bivalvia, Pectinida, Pectinidae. The record is from RefSeq and is a predicted model, not a curated record.
AUGUAUUUUUCAGAUCGGCGAAGUGUACUGCCAGUUACUGGUACAGCUGCUGAAAAUGAAACAGCGUAUUCCAUGCGUGUACAGGCAUUGGCGAAGUUGGCCCGUCUUUCGUACGCCAUGAUAACGUCAGGCAUGCUCAAUAUAGUGGCGGGAAUUGUCAUUCUCGUGUCCCUCAACGGAAGUCAUAUGGAGUUUCCUUUGACCUCGGGUGCUCCAAUAUGGUCUGGAGUUUAUAUGGCUGUACUCGGAGUUGUGGGUAUAACUAUUUCUCAAACGUCUGUAAAUCUCAAACAUGACAUCAACAGAGAGUUGAAAUGCAGGAUUGGCCUUUUUUAUGGACUUUCUACUGGUGCGUUGAGUGCAUGUGGGUUAUCCGCCGGGUACACGGGAGGCGGUAUAACGAUAUGUGCAGGAGAAGAGUGCGCCAAAAACGGAAGCAGUAUCAUUCUGAUUAUUUCUUCCAUAUCGAUAGCGAUCUCUACAGUCAUGUUUGCCUUUGCGGUAUGUGGAAUGGUUUUCUUCUUUCGAUACAGGAAUUUCUUUCAGAUGUAUUCCAGCGCAUAUCGCAACACCCUGCUUCAGAGGAAAUUAGAAAACCUUGAGAGCCGUGUCAAUCAAGCCAGUGAAGGGCAGAGCUAUGGUGGGAUCCAGAGUGGAAAGACUGGCCAGGAAAAUGGUGGAUACCCCACCUGGAAUACUCCUCCACCACCAGCAUAUAGCGAAAAGGCAUAA